AUGGGUGUCCCCAACGGCGAUCUACAAGAUCUCGAACGUCAACGCCUCGAACUCGAAGGCAACAUUCUGGAACUCCAGAAAUCCCUCUACCGAUGGAGAACGCAGGAGGCCGAAUACGAUGGUUUGAAGGAAGAGGUUGAAGAGCUGGAUGAUACCGCGACAACGGGUGACUUCUUUGAAAUCGGUCGCAACUACGACGGGACCUUGAGUGAAAAGGAACUUGCCGCGCUCGUUGCGGGGCAAGAUGCCAUUCGCAGCAAGGAACGAGUGAUUCAACUUAUCAUUAAGCGACUUGACACCGUGAAACAAAAUGUAUCGACCUUGGAAAAGAUGUUACGGGCAGCGGAGAACAAAUUACAUGACCUGGAUGCUAUGGAGCGGCUCCCAGCGGAUCCCACAGCCGAUUUUCCUAUGACAGAGAUUGUCGAAAACCUCGACGAGGACGGCAAUGUCAUCUCCAGCUCAACAAACACGCCAGGAAAUGAGUCCGCCGACCUUUUGGAACUCUUGACGAAGGCUGGCGUGAAGGAUGUACCAGAUACCCCCCAGACGAACACCCAGGCAGAAGCGUCGCAAGAACCUCAAAAUGAGUCCAGAGGUGAACCUUCAGGCUCGACAAUCAACGAUGUCCAAACCGCUCCUAGUCAAACGGGUAUUCUUACUCCCGAUUCUAUGGACAGCGACGAUGGUCCUCGGACUUAUCACUUCGAAGACGAACCCGCUACGUCGCAGUCAGCCGAGAAACACCAGGAGCGCCCUGUGACGAAUAUCGAUGAAUCCCCCGAAGAUGCACAACUGCGCAGCGAAAUGCUUCGUUACAGUCUCGAUGAGGUCGGAGCUGUUGUUGCGGAACUUGAACUCGACGAGGGAGCUAGUGACAUCUCGGUUGAUGAAGACGCCGACGUAUUCGCUUACGACGAUGAGGAAGAAAGCGAGGAAGACGAAUUCGGUCGGAGCACGCGGUCCGUGCUAGAUGAGGACUACCAUCAACAAAUGCGUGAGUUGGAGGCCAAGUUAAAUGCGCGCGGAAUGUGGAAUGUGGGCAAGGAUACCGGAACGCUCCCCGAGGACGUCAAGGAAGAACUUCAACAACCUGCCAAAGUCCGAAUUGAAGAGGCUCCCCAACAGACAGAUACACCUGCAGAAAAGAAGCCCAGGAAGAAGGUCGCUUUUGCCGACGAACUGGACAUUGCUCCCGCCCCGAAGCCUCCAACUGCAGAAAAGAAAGCCCUUCCUCCCAGACAAUCGGAGGUACAAGUUCUGUCCGACUCGGUUGUUGAACGUACAGAGCCAGCCGCCAAGGACCCAGCACCAAUUACUGCGCCGAAGAAGGCUUCUCGAUUCAAGAGUGCGCGAAGCUCUGCGACAGGGGAUGAAGCCAGAGAUUCUGUUGCACCGGUGAGCACCGCUCCCAGCUCUAGUAUAUUGCAGCGGAAGCAAGGAACGUCAUCGACGCCGUCACCCUCGUCGCUACCUCUAUUCCCUGCCAAACCAGUCGAGCCUAAGCCGUUCUCGCAACCCAUUCAAGAUGUUUCUGAAGAGCCACGGGCCCCCACGGGACCCAAGGAUAAGAUCCUGGCGGACAUUCUUGUCGAACGUGACAUCUCCGAAGGCGCCGCCGCGCCUCCCGAGCCGGACGAGCUCGACGAGCAGCUCCACCGAAAGCAAAUCGCAAGUGAAUUCUAUCGAGAAAGAAACAGGCGCAUCAAGGAGAAUGAGGGAUUCGUGGACAACGAGCCUGAAAUGGUUCCCAUUGAAACCGAAGAAGCUCCCAAGAAAGUGAGCAAGUUCAGAGCUGCCCGAAUGAGGUAG
Aspergillus affinis is the source of this 1812-nucleotide messenger RNA. RefSeq names its product prefoldin-like protein. The record is from RefSeq and is a predicted model, not a curated record. NCBI's taxonomy places the organism in Eukaryota, Fungi, Ascomycota, Eurotiomycetes, Eurotiales, Aspergillaceae. The coding region runs from base 1 to 1812 and encodes 603 amino acids. Gene Ontology annotation, biological process: negative regulation of transcription by RNA polymerase II; negative regulation of phosphatase activity. The transcript has a single exon. Gene Ontology annotation, molecular function: chromatin binding; phosphatase inhibitor activity; transcription corepressor activity.